UGUUGUCCUUUGCUGCUUGCUUGACAUUCGAUUUUCGGUCUUUCCCAUUCAUCGGUUUCACGCAGCAUGCCUUUAAUCUGAGGACUAGCUCGGAAUCUGAACGAUCACAACACACGACUGUAUUUCCGGCCUGGUCACAUUCGGCAGGACGAGUGAUGCAACGUUUAAUACUAAUGAUAAUAUGAGAAUGGUUUUUUUCCUAACCUUUUAUAUGCUUGAAAGCCAGCCAGCAAAGAAUUCCAAUCGCUGCCACUCAUGGCUCAAAUCAUGCACUAUUAAUUUCCUCAAAUUAUUUUAUCAACUUCCACAAAACAAAGUUGAGAGACCAUAUACCCCAGCCCUUACGGUUCAUAUCUCUGUUGGUUUCUGCCGGCAUGCUUACGCAUUUGAAAAAAUUCGCGGCUUUCAUCAAUUCAUGUCUUCUUCCUGCAACCACUGUGAUUUAUGCUUAUGUAACUUAGGAAGCUGCAAUCUCGUUUCCUUAAACGAUGACUUGUCUUAUUCGAACAUACCAGUAGCGGAACUCUUAAUAUAUGAUAUCUGAUCAUGAGCUGCAUUCAAGAGGGAGGGUCCACUGUCCCUUUUGUCGUUGUACAACACCAAAAUAGGAGAAAAGAUUCCCAACAUCUCAGGUGCUGUUUGACUGCACGUA
Messenger RNA from Aspergillus homomorphus CBS 101889, 652 nucleotides. RefSeq lists its product as uncharacterized. The record is from RefSeq and is a predicted model, not a curated record. The transcript has a single exon. Lineage: Eukaryota; Fungi; Ascomycota; Eurotiomycetes; Eurotiales; Aspergillaceae. Bases 182 to 544 code for a protein of 120 amino acids.